Durusdinium trenchii is the source of this 1933-nucleotide messenger RNA. The record is from the annotation of a GenBank genome assembly. NCBI's taxonomy places the organism in Eukaryota, Dinophyceae, Suessiales, Symbiodiniaceae.
CAAAACUUUAACUUGAAAAAUUUUGCCUUUUCGUGCCAUCAUGGCACCCCUUCUGGGGCUCUUCGACAGCGCGGACCAUUCAUGGUUGAAGCAGCUAAAGCCAGACCCAGAGACAGAGAAAUACCAGCCAAACAAACGAAGUCGACAAGUGAAAUCAGGCCACUAUGUUUUGGUGGCGCCCACUCCUUUGCCGGAGCCGAAGCUGCUGAUACAUUCGCCUCCCAUGGCAGAGGCCCUUGGAAUCUCCGAGGAAGAGCGCCAGUCGAAGGAGUUCACAGCCUUUUUCUCCGGACAGCAGACUUCGGGUGGCAAGCUCCAAUCCUGGUGCACGCCGUAUGCCCUAGCCAUCAUGGGUCAACCCAUGGUGAGAAAUUGCCCCUUCGGCAAUGGAAAUGGGUAUGGAGAUGGGCGCGCUAUUUCUAUAGGUGAAGUUCUCGUGAAAGGGCAACGUUGGGAGAUGCAGUUGAAGGGUGGUGGACAGACUCCCUUCUGCCGGGGUGCUGACGGCCGCGCAGUGCUGCGCUCCAGCGUUCGGGAGUUCUUGGCCUCAGAGGCAAUGUUCAACCUGGGUGUUGAUACCACCCGAGCCCUGUCCCUCAUCGUCUCCGACGGGGGCGAGAUGGCUGAGAGGCCCUGGUAUUCCGCCAGCAAUCACGACAGCGACCCGGACAUGAUGAUCCAUGAGACCUGUGCGAUAACCACCCGUGUGGCUCCCAGCUUCCUCAGGGUUGGACAUAUCGACCUCUUCGCACGAAGGGCCACAGCGAGCUCUGCAAGUCCUGAGCAGAUCAAAGAGCACGAGCUCAUGGUCGAGCAUGCAUUGUUUCGCGAGUAUCCAGACUGUUGCCCUGGUGCCCCAUUGCCACAACGCGCUUGCGCGAUGAUGCGGCAAGUGUCCAAACGCUUUGCAAAGCUGAUUUCUGGAUGGCUGAGAGUGGGAUUCUGCCAAGGCAACUUCAACGCAGACAACUGUCUUGUUGGUGGACGAACCAUGGACUAUGGCCCUUUCGGUUGGAUUGAGCGCUAUGAUCCUAGCUUUGCAAAAUGGGUUGGUUCGUCCAUGCACUUUGCCUUCAUGAAUCAGCCUCAAGCAGGUUUGGCGAACUAUGCAACCCUAGCAAAGUCCAUGCAGCCGCUGCUCCCGGUUGAAACCCUCCAGGACUUGAUUCAAGAAGCACAAGAAGAGAUGCGCAUCGCGGUGGCUGCCAUGUGGCGCUCCAAGCUCGGCUUUAAUUUUGACAUCUCCAGCGAGGUUCAGGUAGAAGCGGACGCCUUGUGGAAACAGUUGGAGUCCAUGAUGCGCUUCUCCGUAGAUUUCACCAUGCUUUUUCGCCUGUUGGCACAGUCUCUUGAAAUCGAGGAGGAAGUCUCUGCGGCAGAACUCGUGCCUGGCUCCUUGGUGCGAAUCCAUGGCUUAAAGUCUGAAGCACUGAACGACACCAAUGGCACCUUGUUGAACUUCGUCUCGAGCAGCGGUCGUUGGGCUGUUGCCACCCAGGACGGUGAUAAGUCUCUGAAGCCCGAGAACCUCGAAGCCCUGCAGAGCGGCGACCAACUGUUUGCCACCAUUGCGCCGGCCUUCUACGAUGCUCCGAGCCCUGAGCGCCGGGCCGCCUGGCUCGCUUGGCUCCGCCGCUGGCGUUCCCUGGACGGCGGAGGCACAGAAGAAGCACGAGCAGAGGCGAUGCGCCAGCUGAAUCCAAAGUACAUACCACGGGAAUGGAUGCUAGUGGAGGCGUACGAUGCCGCCUCAAGGGGAGACUAUAGCAUUAUGCAUGGUCUCUAUCAGCUCUUCCUGCGGCCAUAUGAUGAGCAGCCGGAGUUUCAUGAAAAGUACUUCCGGUUAACCCCUCCGUGCUAUCGAGGGAAAGGAGGCGUUGAAAUCAUGACCUGAUCUUCUUAGGGCGGGUGCCUGCACUGACUGGAGGCUGCA